UGCUAGUUUUCUUCGUGGACUAACUGCACUGAAGAGACUAAAGAUGAUUCCUUUCUUACCUAUAGCUUCUCUACUUUUGCUGGCUGUUGUUAACCCUGCAAAUGCCAAUGGUCAUUAUGACAAGAUUUUGGCUCACAGUAGGAUCAGGGGCCGAGACCAAGGCCCAAAUGUCUGUGCCCUGCAACAGAUUUUGGGCACCAAAAAGAAGUACUUCAGCACUUGUAGGAAUUGGUAUCAAGGUGCCAUUUGUGGAAAGAAAACGACUGUGUUAUAUGAAUGUUGCCCUGGGUAUAUGAGAAUGGAAGGAAUGAAAGGCUGCCCAGCAGUUAUGCCAAUUGACCAUGUUUAUGGCACUCUGGGCAUUGUGGGCACCACCACAACACAGCACUACUCUGAUGUCUCAAAACUAAGGGAAGAGAUUGAAGGAAAGGGGUCAUUCACUUACUUCGCACCGAGUAAUGAAGCUUGGGACAACCUGGAUUCUGAUAUUCGUAGGGGUUUGGAGAAUAAUGUAAAUGUUGAAUUACUGAAUGCUUUACACAGUCACAUGAUUAAUAAGAGGAUGCUAACCAAGGACUUAAAAAACGGCAUGAUUAUUCCUUCAAUGUAUAACAAUUUGGGACUUUUCAUUAACCAUUAUCCUAAUGGGGUGGUCACUGUUAACUGUGCUCGAAUCAUCCAUGGGAACCAGAUUGCAACAAAUGGUGUUGUACAUGUCAUUGACCGAGUCCUUACACAGAUUGGUACCUCAAUUCAGGACUUCAUUGAAGCAGAAGAUGACCUCUCUUCUUUCAGGGCAGCUGCCAUCACAUCUGAUAUACUGGAGAGCCUUGGAAGAGAUGGCCACUUCACACUAUUUGCUCCCACCAAUGAGGCCUUUGAGAAACUUCCUCGUGGUGUACUAGAGAGAAUCAUGGGAGACAAACUAGCCUCUGAAGCUCUCAUGAAAUACCACAUUUUAAACACUCUCCAGUGUUCUGAGGCAAUUAUGGGAGGAGCAGUCUUUGAGACCCUCGAAGGAAACACUAUUGAGAUAGGAUGCGAUGGUGACAGUAUAACAGUAAAUGGAAUCAAAAUGGUGAACAAGAAAGAUAUUGUUACAAAUAAUGGUGUUAUCCAUUUGAUUGAUCAGGUCCUAAUUCCUGAUUCUGCCAAACAAGUUAUUGAGCUGGCUGGAAAUCAGCAAACCACUUUCACAGACCUGGUGGCCCAGUUAGGUCUGGCAUCUGCUCUGAAGCCUGAUGGAGAAUAUACUCUGCUAGCACCUGUGAAUAAUGCAUUUUCUGAUGAUACUCUGAGUAUGGACCAGCGCCUUCUGAAGCUAAUUCUGCAGAAUCACAUACUGAAAGUAAAAGUUGGCCUCAAUGAGCUUUACAAUGGACAAAUCCUUGAAACAAUUGGAGGCAAACAACUAAGAGUGUUCGUCUACCGCACAGCUGUCUGCAUUGAAAAUUCAUGCAUGGUGAGAGGAAGCAAACAAGGGAGAAAUGGUGCCAUUCAUAUAUUCCGUGAGAUCAUCAAACCUGCAGAGAAAUCCCUCCAUGAAAAAUUAAAACAGGAUAAGCGCUUUAGCAUCUUCCUCAGCUUACUUGAAGCUGCAGAUUUGAAAGAGCUCCUGACACAACCUGGAGACUGGACCUUAUUUGUGCCAACCAAUGAUGCCUUCAAGGGCAUGACUAGUGAAGAAAAGGAAAUUCUGAUUCGAGACAAAAAUGCUCUUCAAAAUAUCAUCCUUUAUCACCUGACACCUGGUGUUUUCAUUGGAAAGGGGUUUGAACCUGGUGUCACCAACAUUCUAAAGACCUCACAAGGAAGCAAAAUCUACCUGAAAGGAGUAAAUGAUACACUUCUAGUGAAUGAAUUGAAAUCGAAAGAAUCUGACAUCAUGACAACAAAUGGUGUUAUUCAUGUUGUAGAUAAACUCCUCUAUCCAGCAGACACACCAGUCGGAAAUGAUCAACUGUUGGAAAUACUUAACAAACUGAUCAAAUACAUCCAAAUUAAGUAUGUUCGUGGUAGUACCUUCAAAGAAAUCCCUAUGACUGUUUACACAACUAAAAUUAUAACAAAAGUUGUGGAACCAAAAAUUAAAGUGAUUGAAGGCAGUCUUCACCCUAUUAUCAAAUCUGAAGAGCCAAUUAUUAAAAAAUACACCAAAAUAAUUGAAGGAUUGCCUGUAGAAGUAACUGAAGAGACAAGGGAAGAACGAAUCAUUACAGGUCCUGGAAUAAAAUAUACUAGGAUUUCUACUGAUGAGGGAGACACAGAAGAAACUCUGAAGAGACUGUUGCAGGAAGAGGUCACCAAGGUCACAAAAUUCAUUGAAGGUGGUGAUGGUCAUUUAUUUGAAGAUGAAGAAAUUAAAAGACUGCUCCAGGGAGACACACCUGUGAGGAAGAUUCAAGCUAAUAGAAGAGUUCAAGGAUCUAGAAGACGAUCAAGGGAAAGUCGUUCUCAGUGAAAAAUCCAGAAACCAGACAAUCAACUUUCUACAUACCUAAAUGAAUAACCUGUUAUUAAAGAAAAUUUAUGAGAGCCACUUGGGUUUCCAGAAAUAAAUCAUCAACACACACGCAGUCCUGGAAUAGUUCCGCAAACAAAUUUUAACAUGUUUUUCUGAAUGAGACUCAGGAGAGAAAUUGUAGGUUAGUUUCCUAUGGGAAAGGAACUGAGGGAAAUAGAGUACUGUGCAGGCUUUUACAUCUUGUCAUUAAAAGUUCUGGCUAACUUUACUGUUUAUCAAAGAAAACCUUUGUCAUCAGAUUCACUAUAAUUUAAAUCUGAGCUGUGAGCCAUUAGAUCACUGAAAAAUAUUGAGCCUUGAAUUUAUGUAAUGGGUAAAUAAAAUGCAUGCAAGCAGUUACCUCUCCAUGGGAAGCUAAGUUAUAAAAAAACAGGGGGGUGCUCUGUAUAAAAUAACAAAACAAAACAAAAACUUUUAUAUGAGAAGGCUUUGCACACUUCUUAUACAACGUUGGUUUACCAGUAAAUUAUGUUAUUUCUACAACUAAUUUUUGUACUCUUGAAAUCUUUGUCAUAUGCUUCUUGCAAUACAUAUUUUUAUCUCAAACAUUUCAAUAAAACCAUUUUUCAGGUAUAAAGAGAAUUACUUCAAACCGGGUAAUUCAGAAAACUCAAGGUUUAAGUUAACACGCAGGUUGGACUUGGGAACAUGACUUUAUACCUCUUUUUAAUAUUACUCAUUAAAGAAAAUUGAAAGGA
This is a messenger RNA of Erinaceus europaeus (western European hedgehog), 3222 nucleotides long. RefSeq names its product periostin (gene POSTN). The coding region runs from base 44 to 2461 and encodes 805 amino acids. The record is from RefSeq and is a predicted model, not a curated record. Gene Ontology annotation, molecular function: protein binding. NCBI's taxonomy places the organism in Eukaryota, Metazoa, Chordata, Mammalia, Eulipotyphla, Erinaceidae. The transcript is spliced from 22 exons.